Trichoderma reesei QM6a is the source of this 534-nucleotide messenger RNA. RefSeq lists its product as uncharacterized. Gene Ontology annotation, molecular function: translation initiation factor activity; mRNA binding. The record is from RefSeq and is a predicted model, not a curated record. The transcript has 4 exons. Gene Ontology annotation, biological process: formation of translation preinitiation complex; translation reinitiation. The annotation marks the transcript as partial. Lineage: Eukaryota; Fungi; Ascomycota; Sordariomycetes; Hypocreales; Hypocreaceae.
GGCAGACAUGUGGUUUACUGUGGAGUGUGUACUCUGCCGCCAGAGUACUGCGAGUAUGGAGGCACCGUCAAAAAGUGCCAGGAGUGGCUAGAAAAGAACCAGCCGGCUAUGUACGAGCGGAUAUGGUCCGCCGAGGCCCUCGAGGCGGCGGCCUCGUCCCUCUCCCUCGACGCCCAGAAGCGGGCGGCCAAGGACGCGCAGAAGAAGGCCGCCAAGGCCGAGGCCGCGGAGCAGAAGCAGGCUACCAAGCUCGCCACGAGCGUCGUCACCAUCAAGCGCAUCGAGCGGAACAAGAAAAAGUUUGUCACGGCCGUCAUUGGCCUGGAGGCGUUUGGUCUGGACCUGAAAAAGGUUGCCAAGGACUUUGGCAAAAAGUUCGCUACGGGAUCAUCCGUGACGAAGCUUCCGAGCGGUGGUGAGGAAAUCGUGGUGCAGGGAGACGUGAGCGACGAACUGGAAGAAUUCAUUCUGGAAAAGUACAAGGAUGUACCAGAAGACAAUAUCGAGCUAGUUGACGACAAGAAGAAGAAAUGA